AUGCGGGAAGUAAUGAACGUUGUUGAAGAAAGUAGUUCAAAGAGUAUGGAAGUCGAUCAGAAUGAUGAUGAGGAAGGUGUGAUCGGCUGUUUGCCCUCUCAUCUAUCGCCGUACCAUCGCGCUGAAUUGGAAGCAAUCAUUCAGAGGGUCGGCUCCGGGAGCCAUGAAGAGCAUGAGAAAUUACAUGAAAGGUUCAAGCAGUUGCUCGAAGUUUAUGCGGAACAACCGAGCCUUUUGGACCCCCUCAUCCCUCCUACUGUUGAACAUUUGACGAGCCUGGUGGAUUUGCAAUCAUCGCCCGAGGAUGGACGAGGAUUGAGUCGAACGUCGGGCUUCGCACUUGUGCUUCUCGACACGCUCAUCAAAAUCCGAGGCUACAAAUUCGUCUUGAAGUUUUUCCCCCAUCAGAUCACUUAUCUAAUUCUCCUCAUCAAUGCGCUGGAGGCCUAUAACCGGGCAGACUUGGCCGGUCGGGUGCCAUUCCAUCUUCUCGAACGGACUUCCCUGAUUUAUUGGCUUUCGAUGGUCUGCAAGAACCCCUUUGAUUUCAGCCGGCUUGAUGCGCCUGACGCAAUCGGUACAACGCUUUCAAGGAUAUUGAACGUUGCUUCGCCGUUUCUGACAUCGACUACCGCGUCUAUUCAAUUUGCUGCUGCGAGGCUCAUUGCAGACUGCUUGGCUCGUCAAGAGGCUUCACAUCUUUGCCAAUCGGUCGUCGACGAAUCCGUGCAAUAUCUCCUAACUGAAAAGACGGAUCGAGUACUUGGACGUCUCGUCUUACUACUGGCCAUGUUGAAGCACACACCUCGUCAAAUAAUGCUGCCAUUUACACAUCAAAUUUCGACGGUGGUCGAGCCACUCUCCGUCAAUCUGAAGCAGAAUACAUUGGUCCGAAAAUGUGUAUGCAAGUUGAUCCAGAGAUUGUCCCUGAAUAUCCUGCCCCCAAUAUUGGCCCUUUGGCGGUAUCAGAGGGGGAAACGACGAUUGGAAGACAACUUUGCUGGUCCGGUGGUCGAUUCUGCGAAACCUGAAACGAGGCUCGAUGAAGAACCACAUGGCGAAAUAGCUCCCGAUCCGAUUGUUGAAUGGUCGUUGGGUCUUCUUCUCCCAAACCUGAACGAUAAUGAUACAACGGUUCGAUGGUCAGCUGCGAAAGGCAUUGCCCGCAUUUCGGAACGCCUACACAAGGAACUUGCCUCUCAAAUCGUCUCUUCCAUCCUGGCCUCAAAUUUUACGGACAAUGCAGGAUAUGGCUCCUGGCAUGGCGGAUGUCUCGCAUUGGCCGAGUUAUCAAGGCGAGGGCUACUGUUGCCCGAACUGCUACCCGUCGCCUUUGAAGUGGUGCUGCGCGCGCUCUUCUACGAGGAGCGAAUGGGUCGUUUUGCUUGGGGCUCCUGUGUCCGUGACGCGGCAUGCUUUGUCAUCUGGGCUUGGGCCCGUGCGUUUGCCCCGGAAAAACUUGAGGGGUUCACACAAAGAGUGGCUGAGAAACUGAUAUGCUGCGCGCUUUUUGAUCGGGAAAUUUCGGUUCGGCGUGCGGCGUCGGCCGCUUUCCAGGAGACUGUCGGCCGUAUUGGUGGAAUCACUAGCGGAAUUGCCCUGCUUUCGAUGGUUGACUAUUUUGCCGUUGGAAACAGGAAUCGAUGCUUUUCAUCUUUGUGCGUAGAAGUAGCUGAGCACGCAGAAUAUCGUCCAGUGAUCGUCCACCAUUUGAUCGAAUUGAAGGUAACACAUUGGGAUGAAACGAUGAGAAUAAUGGCAGGUAUCGCCCUCCAAGCGCUUUCAACCAGAUUCCCGUCCGAUGUUUGGGGCCCUAUCCAAGAAUCAAUCUUGCCUCGACUCACCGAGAAUGGCCCGGUUGUCCUUCAUGGCUCACUCCUCGCCGUUUCACAUACGGUGAAGGGUAUCUGUGAAGUUACUGCCCAACUAGUUUCGCCUGAAAAUGCGAAAGUCCUGAACUCGGUCCCUUCCGUCGUCCUACCGAGAAUAUCGUCCCUCAAGGGAAUUGGUGGCGAAAUGGUGAAGAAAGCGCUUGCUCAAUAUGUUUCGCUGGCAUCAUCGUCGAUCCAAAUUGACGACGAGUUUUUCGCUGAUUGGUUGACCGUCGUCGAUACAUGUUGUGGUGACGAAAAUCCGGCUAUCCGUGAAGCUGGCGGUAUAAACAUGGCGGCAAGAGAAUGGGAACGCGGCGGUGCCUGUGCUAUCCUCGAAUCGCUUCCAAAUCAGUUACAACUGGAGAAAGGCCUCGUUGACCGACUAUGCCAAAUUAUUAAAGAAACAACUCCCGUGGAUCUGAAGUGGGCAUUUGCCAGAUCGGCAGCUAUCAAGGCUGUCUCAAAACUUUGCUCUAAUGGCAGGACUUUUGUCGAUUGUUCGCUACAAUCAAUACGUCCGGCACUGUUCGACUCCUUGCUUGGAGCAUUAGACGAUUACACCGAAGAUGAGCGCGGCGAUAUCGGGCGAUUCGUUCGCACCUCGGCCAUGGAAGCCGUUAAGAACUUGGUGCUGGAAAGCCCUGGCGAAUAUUCGAAUGUGCUCGUGGAGCAAUUGAUCUGCCACCUACUUCAACAAGCCGCUGAACGAAUUGGGCGCGUCCGCGAGGUGGCUGCCGGUUGCAUCAAAAAUAUCCUUGACGGCGGUGACUUUAACAUGGCGCACUCUCAAUUGCUCAACGAAAUAUUCGCAGAACCAGCAUUGUUUAUCCAUGACAGUCAACUGUACCGGCUUCGACCUCUACUCUCGCUAGAGCCAUACUCGCAAUGGGUCCUAAAGGGAUUGAUGAUAGCCGCUGGCGGAAUAUCUGAUGUCACCUCUCAAUUCGCGCUACAAGCGAUUCACGAAUACUUGAAUGCCGCCAAUGAAGAAGAGAUCGACGGCGCCCUGUCGUUGAUUGCCAGGCUUCUCAGACCGCCCAGAGCAGCUCGGAUGUUCGUACCCUUGCUGCGUGUUGUUCAAACGGUCCUCCCACGGAUCCCGAGUGUUCUGGAGAAACCAGAUAGCUCGCGGCCGAUCCAAGACAUCAUAUUGACUUGUAAGAAGGUACUUGCCAACUCAAAGCUGUCGCCGGCUCGUGCACGGUUGUGUCUAAAUGCCGUCUCUCCACUCCUACUUUGCCCACCGAACAGUGUCGUCUGGAAAAAUGCAGCUGCUACGGUGGUCUCUGGGCUGUUCUCCGCAUUCCCUGCUGUCCGACGGGCCGCUGCAGAAGCGCUUAUCGAGACAUUGUGCACGUUGGAAGCCGUUGAUGAUAAUUUAAUUUGUCUCCUCGCCGAUACGCAAUGGCAGGACGCGAAGCCAGCAAGCAAGGGCCAAGAUCCCGAAUGGGAACAAGCUGCCCGAGAAGUACAACACAUUCUGAUUGAGAUGGACGACGAUGACGAUUAUGAGGGUUCGUUGGACGAUUCUCAGGGCCCAUCGGGACGCGGUGACGAUGAGGCCAAAAAGCACGCCAGGGCCCAACAUAACGCGCUUGAACGACGGCGGCGCGAUAAUAUAAAAGCUAUGUAUGGGUCGCUGGAGGCAAAAGUCUCAAAGGACGGCGAAAAAUUGUCGCGAGCGGCCAUUUUAAAAAGAUCGAUCGAUUCUGUAGCCUCGAAGACGCAACAGCUCGAGCAAAAGAAGGCUUUGAUCAAGGGGCUAACAGAAAGCAUAGCAAGUAUGGAAGCGCAGGGUUACGCGGUAAAAAUGCCUGAUCAGCCGCCAUUAGAUGAUGUGUUGGACGGUAUUCACACGAUUUUGGUGAGCGAGUCUUCUGGAAAAAUUCUGAUAAAGAAUAUCCUAAAGGAAUAUUACGAUUCGUAUGGCUUGGAUAUAAGCCCGAAGAUGUAUAACGCGGGCUCAAUAGAACAAUUACUACGGAAGAAGCCCGAUUUGUUCGCCAUUGAGGGUCAAUAUGUUCGGGUUGUCUCAAUUAGCAAUGAACUCGCCAACCAACGUGCCGAAAUCCAGCUUCAACAGAGCAAGAAAUCGCGAGGGGGAGGAGGAGGAGGUUCCGCGGAAGAGGUGGAUUCUCGCAAAACGCCGGAAGAGGACGCGGACAACCUGGUGCCUAUGGUGCCGCGUUUAGAAGCGCGGCUCCGCCGCCCAGCAAUAACAGUUCGAAUGGAUUCCGGAGACCGCCCUCGCCCCCUCGCAACGGCUACCAAGCAGCUCCUCAAUACAAACUAUCCCCCUGACGAAUACGAAGAGCGGGGCCCACGUGGUUAUAAUUAUGAUGAUCGCGGUGGACCGAAUUAUAACGAGGGUUUUUCGAGGGGUGAUCCACCUAGAUUCGACGAUUAUCACGAUAUCCCACCGCCGCCUGGCCUAGUUCACCGGGAAGCCGAUGACCGCCCGUAUCCUCCCUACGAUGAAGGGAGGCCGAUGAACACUACGGUCACCAGGACACAAGUGAUGCGGGGCCUUGCCGAUUACGUUCACCGCGAGGGAGGUGCUGUCCCGCUAAACCACCUUGUCGACGGAUUUAGGAGGUUCGAUAAUGGACUACACCGGGUAAUCUUUGGGAAUAUAGAAAAAAACACGGUGAAAUUCGACUACGAGCCGAUCAUUGUGUUCGUUGAAGAGAACAAUGUGAAGCUCGACCCAGGAAGCAGGAUGAUGAUCUUUCACUCGCACCUCGUCUUCAUUGAGCACAUUCCCAACCACCUCCACAUUGAAAAUGAUGAUUGGUGGCGGCUCUGGAUUGAUAUUUAUGAAUACCUCUCGGAGAACGGAGGAAAGGAAAGCUGGAAGGCAAUCACCCGUGAUUUCGGAUUCGCGGAGAGUUCGCUGCGCCUAUGGACAAGAAACAUCAUCAAGCUACAAUUUGAUCCAGAUCUGGAAGACAAGGGUCUCCGGCGCUCCUUCCAAUUCGCAAGUCACGGAGAGGGGAAGUUAGAGAUCAAGCAUGAGCACCCAACCGACCCGGGUAUUCGUGAUGAAACGCAUCGAUACCUUUGCGAUUACUUCCCCGCCGAGCUACGGGCUCCGCGCUUUCGGCCACCAUCAGUCCAUGGUUCUUCGCGAUCAGUGGAAGGUCUGCGGGAGACGCCGCCACCCGCGUCUAACGUGUCUUAUGGAUUUCCCCCGCUGGGCCAGUUCGACUUCACCCACCCAAUCCUGCGCGUGCCCGAAGCUGACUAUCCCAUGUAUGCUGAUCGACAGAUACAUUUGGAUCUGAGCCCUCCAUUCAACUUCUCCAAUUUCACCAUCACUUUGUACCUGACGGAUAGCAAGCAACGGGAGGGCUUGUCAGCGAAACUCAAGGCAUGCUGGAAACCCCCCACGCCAGCAAUCAUGGAGAACCUUCACGAUAAAGAUGCCUGUAUUCUCCGGGAAACCGACGCCUAUUAUCGCGUCUAUCUUCAAGAGAUCCGCGGCAGGAAUCAGACAAUGGUCAAAGUUCAUCUGGUGGAUUACGGAUAUGACAAGGAGGUGCGGGUUGAUCGUUUGAGCCCGUUGCCAAAAGAGCUGACCACUUUUCCGGCCACCUGUUUUCCCUGCACCAUUUGGCCGUUCGACGUGCUGGACGAGGAUUCUGCGGAGUAUUACCAGCAGCACAUUACGACCGCCCAAGCGGCGGCGCCUUUUUCAUUCAAAUUGACCGAGAUCUUAGGCCAUAUGCCGGAUGGUCGGCUCAUCGUCAAGGUCCGGCUCGGCGACAGACUGGGCGAUCUGCGACAAUAUCUGAUCAGCUACGGUGUCAUCCGCGGGAAGAAAUGGGGCGAA
Mesorhabditis spiculigera is the source of this 5706-nucleotide messenger RNA. The record is from the annotation of a GenBank genome assembly. Lineage: Eukaryota; Metazoa; Nematoda; Chromadorea; Rhabditida; Rhabditidae.